CGUUGUAAACAGAGCCAACAGUUUCUUUGAGGCCAAAGUGAAACCUCAGAUUUUAAGAUGGAUAGUGUAGAGUUUGAUCGGUUAGACAGCUUAGAAGGGUGGGUGGCUGUUAAAAGCAACGUAUUUGAAGAACAAGAUACCUUUAAGUUAGGCUUCAUCGUUCAGUGGAAUGUCAUCGAGUCUAAGUUCGCUGUCACCUGUCACAAUCGGACGUUACAGCGACAGAAACGCAAAGCUGAAGUUGCUGUCGGCGACCCGCAGAUGAGCUGGGCUGGGCUCUUCUCCGUCAACGAUCUGAAACACAUCCACCAACAACUUACAUGCGUGGCAGACAUCCUGGGUGCUUGCUUCCCUGACGUAUCUGAGUUUGAAGAUAGCAACAUUUGGGACUUGCUGUUCCUGAAUCGGAGGUCAGGUCCCGAGGAUGACGAAGACAGAGAUUUUGAUACGCCUUGUAGGAAACUGGAAAAAUAUUUCAGUACAGCCAUUGACCUCUGUGGACGAAAGAUUGUUCUGGAAACUUUGUUUACCCAGGACGAACGGGAUGUUGAAGAGUAUUUUGAAAACCUACAAGAGUUCAAAAAGAAGACCAUGCAGGAGGAGAUGUCAAGAGCUAAGAGCUACCUGAGACAGCUGCUGCAGAGUCAUAGCAAUGCUGACCGAAUGGUAGCGCUGCUCAGCAUCUAUGAGGAAGAAGAUGAGGCCUACCAAGACCUGGUCACUGUGGCAACCACCUUCUUCCAGUAUCUGCUGCAGCCUUUCCGAGACAUGAGAGAGCUGGCUUGCCUUUACAAGAUGGAGAUCCUGAAGUCUUUGGAGUUUGAAGACUUGGGUCCCAAGAGAAUUGCAGCUCUGGAGAAGGAGGCGGAGGAGUGGAGAAUGAAAGCAGAAGAUGCAGCUGCCUCAAUUCAGGACAUCACUGUCACCUACUUUACUCAGACUUCAAAGGCUCUGGCUGGUAUGUUAAAGCAGAUGGAAGAGGAUAGGCGUCGUUUUGGACCUGCUGCCUGGGCGUCUGCAGCUCCCAGACUUGAGAAACUACGGUUUCUGUUAGCCAAAGAAACCCUGCAGCACAUGAGAGCUGCAGAAAUGUGCCUCAGCCGAAAGAAAGACACCAUCAGAGAAAGAAUGGGGAGCCUGCCAGGAAAACUCCAGAACCAGAAAGCUGAUUCUAAGUGUGCAUUUGAGGACGGCGAGCAACAGGACACAGUAGACCAGCUGGAACUGCAGUUCUAUGAAACCCAGCUAGAACUAUAUGACACUAAGUUUGAGAUCCUGAAGAAUGAAGAGCAGCUCCUGGUGGCUCAGAUAGACACCCUGCGCCGACAGAUGAAAGAACUGAAGGAGGAGGUGGUGUACUAUGAUGUGUGUGAGGAUCCAGAGGAGCUGCAGAGCAUGGUCCACACAGGCAUUCAGCAAUCUCCACUAGUCACUCAGCUCAGAAGACGCCUACAGAGCUUGGAGACCAAGAGAGGAAACAUCUGUGCCCGCAGGGCUUAUCUCCGCAACAAAAAGGAUCAGUGCAUGGACGCCCAUGAGCAGAAGCAGCUGGCAGCCAAGCAGAGCUCUGUAGUCUUCAAACAGCAUCAUCAAGUCCACCUGAAACGAGAGAAAAGGAAAGAGGAGGAGCAGAGGAGGAAACAGUGGGUGGACCAGGAGCGAGAGAAGACUCUGAGCAGAUUACGAUCCUUCAGAGAGAAGCGACAGGGUCAGUACAUCCUGAAGACUCCCCAGUCCAGGAUGUCUUCUUCAGAAGUCCCUUGCCCCUCACAGCCGAUGUCCAUCAUCAGCCUGUCUCCUUCUGCCUCCUCUGAAGAACCCAAUUCAAUCCGACCUGCACCCAGACGCAGUAAACCACCCAAAAAACAGCAACUGAAAGACAUCCCUGUUCAAAUUUACUCUAUGCCACCACCUCCAACAUUUACCUGCCCCACUGCACCACCACCUCCACCACCACCUCCUCCACCACUGCUGCCUUUUGCAACACCACCUCCACCUGUCCAAGCAUCGCCUUCCCCUGGGGAUGCACCAAUGCCUCUAAGUGAAUAUAAGGAUCCUCCAUUCCCAGCCAAGAACACGCUCAAGCAGAAUAUAGGAACAAUGGAUGAAGUGUUGGCCUCACUCCAGCGUGGACAAAUUAAGCUUAGAAAAGCCCCCUCUACCAGGACAGAUACCCCAGCCGAGGACCCAAGGAGCAGUCUGAUGUCUGCCAUCCGACAGGGAGUUACCCUGAAGAAGGUGGUUCCUGCACGAGCUGAAGUCCCGAGCAGUGGGGACAACGAGUUGGAGCGCAGCAUCAAAGCUGCCAUGAUGAGGAUGAAAAAGGUGGCAGCCGACUCAGACGAAGAGGACAGAGGUGAUGACGAUAUGCAGAGCACAGACUGGGACAGCUGAGAACAUGCACACACACAAACAUGCUGACGAAGCUCUUCCUAACCCCCCCUCCCCCUUUCUUCAUGGCUCUGAGCUCCAGCUUGUGUUUGUGGCAAAAUUUCACCAAAAAGCUGCAUCUUUGACAGGGAUGGGAUUACACCUCCUUUGACUCCAAUGCUGCAGUUUGUCGCAGUGUUGGAGUCUGAGAAGACUAAAAAGAUUACCAAGUAGCCCAGAGAUGUAAUGGAUCCAAAACCGCUCAAGUUCAGCUAACUAGUAAGUGGCAGAAUUAGGAUUUAAUUUUCUUUGAACAGUUUCUAGUUUGCAAAAAUACUGAAUUAAAUAACUGACUGUGGCAUUGUGUCAUAUAGAGCAAAGUCAGGCAGUAGUACUGAAGUGUAUAAGAAGCUCUUACACAGCAGAGGAAGCCUGUUCUGAAGACUAACAGUGGCAACACACUUUCUCAUCUCACAUUCUUCAAUCUAAGUGUUUCUUGAAUGUAACUGAAUGAAUGACUGUAAAACUGCAACCUACCCCAAACAAGGGCUACUUACUGCUAAACACAAUAGGAUAUGAAAAAGUGUGUUAACCGUUUACAGUCCAAAUGUCUACAGUCUUUGUCAUCGUUUGUAGUUAAAACUGCUGAUGGAUUGCCCUGUCCUUGUCUUUCCUGUUUGUGUCUCAAACGUGUGAAUCUAUAAGGUUUAGUCUGGGUGCAGUUUAUAUAUAUGAAUUUUUCCUUUAUUAUGCCAAAAAAUAAAUAAAGUGACAAAUUUACAAUACUAUAUCAGUAAAAUACAAAAUUUUCCCCAUAUCACCAUAUUACUGAAGGUUUGAACUUCAAAAAGGCUGUAUGGCAACCAGAAUGAAGUAGUUUGAAGAAUAAAGAAAUUUCAACAAAACUGA
Molecule: messenger RNA, 3279 nt
Organism: Melanotaenia boesemani (Boeseman's rainbowfish)
Lineage: Eukaryota; Metazoa; Chordata; Actinopteri; Atheriniformes; Melanotaeniidae
Product: WASP homolog-associated protein with actin, membranes and microtubules
Exons: 11
Coding region: 58-2394 (778 amino acids)
Biological process (GO): endoplasmic reticulum to Golgi vesicle-mediated transport; Arp2/3 complex-mediated actin nucleation
Cellular component (GO): cytoplasm; endoplasmic reticulum-Golgi intermediate compartment membrane
Molecular function (GO): Arp2/3 complex binding; actin binding
Source: RefSeq, a predicted model, not a curated record